CACCCCCUCCCCGCCGCCCGCGCGCCCUCCUCCCAGCUAGCUCCCGGCGCGGCCGGCUCUCGGCCCCAAAGUUGCAGCGCAAGUUCGCGGGUGGCUGGUGGCUGGUGGCGGGCGGCGGCGGUGCGGGCGCCCAGAGUCUCCCUUGCCGUCGGCUGUCCGGGGCUUGCCGGGCGCAUGGGCGCGCGUCGCUGUGGGCCUCGCCAUGGAGGUCCUGACGGAGGCCGAGGCGCGGGCGAGCGACGGCGGGCGACUGGUGGAGGUGCAGUUGAGCGGCGGCGCUCCCUGGGGCUUCACCCUGAAGGGCGGCCGAGAGCACGGCGAGCCGCUGGUCAUCACCAAGAUUGAGGAAGGAAGUAAAGCCGCGGCUGUGGACAAGUUACUGGCUGGAGACGAGAUUGUGGGCAUCAAUGACAUCGGCCUCUCGGGGUUUAGACAGGAAGCAAUUUGCCUGGUGAAAGGGUCCCAUAAGACCUUGAAGCUGGUGGUUAAAAGAAGGAACGACGUGAGCUGGAGACCCCACUCAUGGCACGCCACCAAGUUCUCUGAUGACCACCCUGAGCCCGCGGCCUCUCAGUUUCCCUCCACCAGUGGCUGCUCUUCUUGGCAUGGCUGCCACCACACCACUUCUUCCUCCCAAGAUCUGUCCAGUUCGUGGGAGCAAAGGAACCUACAGCGCACAUCGGACCACUUCAGCUCCCUGGGCAGCGUUGACAGCUUGGACCACCCCUCCCAGCCCUCCCCCUCUGGACACCUCUUGGCAGCCAAGUCUAACAGCAGCAUCAACCACCUGGGUGGCCCCAACCAGCGUGAUUCGGCUUAUGGAUCGUUUUCCACCAGCUCUGGCACCCCGGACCACACCCUGCCCAAGGCUGAGGCCUCCUCAGUAGAGAACAUCCUCCACAAAGUUGGGCUCUGGGAGGCGGCCCCUCAGGCCCUGGAGGAGAGGCCCUCCACCUUCCUUUCCAGAGCCCCCGGGGACAGCAGUAAAAGCCCCAGGCCAGAGGACACUGUUGAACCCAAGCUGACCGCUUCCAGCAGGUCCAGUUUCGGGCCCAUCUGGCAUGUUCCUGACAAGAAAAAAGCCCCUCCAUCACCACCCCCUCCUGCACCUCCACUGCGCAGUGACAGUUUUGCUGCCACCAAGAACCAUGAGAAGCCGCUGGGCCCUCCAUUCUCAGAGGUGGCCGCCACGAAGCUCUCGGCAGCCCCAAUCCAGCUGCAGCCUCGUGGUGAUUGGAGGUCAGACCUGGCUGAUCGCCAGCGGAGGCCCAGGUGCCUGAGCAUUGGGAAGGAAUCAGGAGGCCACCAUGAGUGCAGCCAGCCAGGUGGUCCCCUGGGCAGGGUCCAGGCCUCCCUGUCCAGUGCUGAUGCACCCCAAACACAGCCUCCCCACAGGGGCCAGCACCUAUGCCAGUGCAGUGAUGAGGGCGUUACUGGGAAGCCCAUGUCCCUGAGGGAGUGGCAUCGUGUGGCCCCAUCUGGAGGGUGGCAGGACCUGCCUGUGCCUCAAUGCCAGGAUAUUGGCCCUCCACAAGUCAGGUGGCCCAAGGCUGCUGAUCAGAGCUAUUCCUGUGUGGCUGCCAGGCAGCCCCCGUUCCCAGGGGAGUGUUGGCACUGGAAUGUGGCUCCAGGGACCUCCGAGUACCUUUCCCUGCAUCCGGUGAUGAACCCCAACCCAAGGUGCCCCCUGGCCCGCCAAGAGGAGCCUGGUCCCCUGCCAGACACGGUCACUGGGGGUGGUGCCUUGGGAUUCCACAAACUGUCCAGGACCAGCCACGCCGAGCAGGGGCCACUGGCUGGUGGCUUCAGGGUGGCAGACGGGGAGGGCAGCAGGAUCUCUCGCCAGCGGACGCCCAUGUUGCACUCACUGAGCCAGGAGGGCCAGCUGGGCGCCAUGGAGAAGCUGCCACCCUUUGACGCGCAGGUGGGUCGACCUGCACGGAGGAGCGACCGGUUUGCCACCACACUGAGGAAUGAGAUCCAGUUGCGCAGGGCCAAGCUGCAGAAAAGCAAGAGCACAGCGACCCUGGCUGAGGGGAGUGGGGCCAAUGCAGAGGCUGGCAGUUGGCAGGCCCAGCCUGGGGUCCCUUCAGAAGGUGCCUUCUCCAGCACCUACAAAGACCACCUGAAGGAGGCCCAGGCACGGGUCCUGAGGGCCACCUCCUUCAAGCGCCGUGACUUGGACCCCAGCCCUGCAGACCAGUAUCCUGGGCCCCCAGAACACAGGGCCAGGGAGCAUGGUGCCACCUUGUCUUGUCCCGUGGAGCCGGACUGCGCACCUCACUUUUGGGAGGCAGGUCUAACCAAGCCAGCAUCACCUGGAGGUGGGCCGCCCCAAGUGUCCCGAGUUGGGGGCCGGAAAAGGUUCACGGCAGAGCAGAAGCUGAAGUCGUACUCUGAACCAGAGAAAAUGAACCAGGUGGGGCUAUUGGGGGACUGCAGUUCGCAUCAGCACCCUGGGACCCCUGAGGACUGCAUGGGCACAUUCGCUGACAGGUGGAAGUUUUUUGAAGAAACGAGCAAACCUGUUCUCCAAAGGCCAGGCCACAGACAAGCUGCAUGCGGACUCCCAAGAGAGAAGGCAGAGAGGCCACGGACCGCAGGGAUGGCAGGCCCAGGAGGUGAAAACACGGAGCCUCGGCUGCAGAAGAGGUCACGUGCACCUUCCUUUGGAGAAAUCCUCAAUGGUUACAGGAAAGUAGAAAACCCUGGGAAGUUGGACCCGCCACAGAGACUUGGGACUUUUGCAGAGUACCAAGCCUCUUGGAAGGAACAGAAGAAGCCUUUGGAAGCCAUAAGUGCCGGGCGGUGUCAUUCGGCAGAUGACAUUCUGGAUGCAGCACUGGACCAGCACCAGAGACCACAGUACGUUCACGAACGGUCCCGGUCGUCACCGUCCACAGACCACUACGUGCAGGAGGCAUCUGUUGAACCUCUAAGGCAGCCAGGGAACUCCGGAGGGCACCGAGAAACGCCUGCGUCUACAGUCUGUGUGCGGGAGGCACAUUGCACUCCGAGGCAAACAGAUGCUCAAUGUCCUGAGGCCAGUCCAGCAGCACGGCAGGACCCGCCAAAGCAGAGUGCAUGGCCCUUGUCUGCGGUGUCCAGUGCAACUCCAACUUGGGAAACCCCCGAACUGCCCCGAGAGGGCAGGGGUCGAGCAGGGACCCUGCCCCGGGAUUAUAGGUACUCGGAGGAGAACACACCUGCAGACUUGGGACUGCAAGUGCAGGGCGCCCCCUCGCCCUUGCCAGUUCAGGGACAGGACUUGUAUCCAGUGAGCACUGCCGCACCUCCGAAGAGACCAGCCCCACAGAGACCUCCGCCGCCCAAGCGCGAGCCCCGGAAGCACAGGACCCCGGACACAGCCCCUGCAGAUGUUCGCCUGGCUGUCCUGCCACCCGUGCCCCUGAAUGCUGCUGUGGCCUGCCUGGCCUUGUCUUGCAACCAGUCUGUGUUGAGUAGUGCUCAGCCCCAAGACACCCCGAAGGCCACUGCGUGUGAGCGUGACAGCCAGCAUGUGAAAGAGGACGUGCUGUAUCCUCAGCCAGAAGCGCUGCCUUCCUCCAAAUUUCAGCACCUGCGGGCGUUUGCCAUGGAAACCUCUCGAUCCCCCUCACCUCAGUUUGCCCCCCAGAAGCUGACAGACAAGCCCCCACUCCUCAUCCAUGAUGAGCAUUCAACAAGAAUCGAGCGAGUGAUAGACAACAACACCACGGUGAAGAUGGUGCCCAUCAAGAUUGUGCACUCAGAGAGCCAGCCCGAGAAGGAGAGCCGCCAGAGCCUGGUGCGCCUGGCCGAGCUGCCUGCGCUGCCCAGAGGGCUGGAGCGGGACCAGAUCAAGACGCUCAGCACGUCAGAGCAGAGCUACUCCCGCUUCUGCGUGUACACACGGCAGGGGGCCGAGGCCGAGGCCGAGGCCGAGGCCACACCGAGGGCCCAGCCACCUGUACCUCAGUCCUCUGUGCCUCCCAUGGCCCCUGCAUCGGAUGUCUGUGCCUCCCCUCCAGGGUUCAGCUAUGCAAAGACCAAAGAGAAGACCGCAGAGGACCUGAAGUCCGAGGAGUUAGCCAGGGAGAUCGUGGGCAAGGAUAAGUCCUUGGCUGACAUCUUAGAUCCCAGCAUGAAAAUCAAAACCACCAUGGACCUGAUGGAAGGAAUCUUCCCCAAAGACGAGCAUCUUCUGGAGGAGGCUCAGCAGCGGAGGAAGCUGCUCCCCAAAAUCCCUUCUCCCAGGACCUCAGAGGAGAAGAAGGAGGAGCCAAUGGUGCUGGCGGCCAUGUCCCUGGCCACUAAUUCCACCUACUACAGCACGUCGGCUCCCAAGGCAGAACUACUGAUUAAGAUGAAGGACCUGAAGCAGCAGCAAGAGCCUGAGGAGGAUUCAGGCAGCGACUUAGAUCAUGACCUGUCACUGAAGAAGGAGCUCAUAGACAGCAUCGGCCGCAAGCUGCAGGUGCUGCGGGAAGCCCGGGAGAGCCUGCUUGAGGACAUCCAGGCCAACAAUGCUCUGGGGGACGAGGUGGAAGCCGUUGCCAAAGAUGUCUGCAAACCCAAUGAGUUUGACAAGUUCCGAAUGUUUGUUGGGGACCUGGACAAAGUGGUGAACCUGUUGCUGUCACUGUCGGGCCGCCUGGCCCGGGUGGAAAAUGCCCUCAAUAACUUGGAGGACAGCCCUUCUCCUGGCGAUCGGCAGUCACUGCUGGAGAAACAGAAAGUCCUCAUCCAGCAGCAUGAGGAUGCCAAGGAGCUCAAGGAGAACCUGGACCGCCGUGAGCGCAUCGUGUUUGACAUCCUGGCUGCCUACCUCAGUGAGGAGAGCUUGGCAGACUACGAGCACUUUGUGAAGAUGAAGUCAGCACUCAUCAUUGAGCAGAGGGAACUGGAGGACAAAAUCCACCUGGGCGAGGAGCAGCUGAAGUGCCUGCUUGACAGCCUGCAGCCCGAAAGAGGCAAGUAAGUGGCUGGUCAGCUUGGCAGAAGAUGGCCGUGGCCCACUCCCUGUGCAUGUGAGCUUUGUGGCAUCAUCCCAGGGCAUAGUAACAUCAGGACGUUGGCUUGGAUCACCUAUUGAAUCUUUUAGUUUCCCUUUGGAACAGAGCAGUUUCCUCACAUGUGACUGCACGAGAUGCUAGGCACUGGCAGAUGCAGUCCCUAUGGAUCCAUUAGGCUGGGGUUGUAGGACAUAGACUGUAGCCUCCAUCUUCCGAUGCCAAACCAGCCACAGAGGAAGACACCGAGAACGUCCUCAGGGUGCAGGAGAGGAGACUCCCUGAUGGACAUCUUCCCUCAGGAUGAAUCCAGGGAUAGGUCCCUGGAUUUUGUCUAUGCCAGACCCACAGCGUGAGUGCCCAUUGCCUUUGCCCUGUAAACAUAUUCCCUGACCCAGCAAAGUCAUGAUGAGGAUGAUAAUUUAUUAACAUUUAGGAAAGGUGAAUGGUUUCCUAAUGGUUGAAAACCAGCUGGGAAAUGGACAACCUACAUGUUGGGUGCACUCUCUCUAAGAUUAAAAGUGCCACUUAAAUGAUGUGCAUGCUUUAGGACUGAGGUACAUGACAGACAAACCACUGUGGUCCUUCUCACCUGGCAUCAGAGGUUAAAUGAUGUUCUGCAGCCAAGUGAGAGUACUUUGCUACACGUGUCCAGUACUCAUGUGCUUGUUAGCUAUUUAUUUCCUGAGACCAAUGGAAUAUUUUCUAGUUACGUUUCCUGCAGAACAUUAAUCUUGUGCACACACAGUCAUUUGUGACCAUUGUUUUUUGUUUUUUUGUUUCUGUUUUGCCACCAAGUUGGUCCACAAACAUUGAGGACCACAUUCCAUAUACUAUGAGAGCUUUCCUCUCCCUUUCCUGGGGACCUGUGCUCUAUCUUAACUGUUAAACUUGAGCCUUCUCUGCUGCGGAAUUUAAGAUUGUGUGCCUCUCUGGGGGGUUGAGAUGGCCGGACUCCAAAGAGAGACUUCCUCAUUAAAUAAUAUCGUGAUGCUGUUGUUUCCAUUGGCACUUGGAGACUGAGAGGAAGUGUUUGCAGAUGAUGGGUCUGACAAAGGAUUUGUACCCAGAAUGUAUGAAGACCUCUGAAAACCCACCAGCAUGAAAAUAAACAGCCCACUUAGGGGGCAACAGACUUGAGCAGACAGUUCACCCGAGAAGAUGCACACGGGGCUGAUAAGCAUGGGCAACCAUGUCCAGCUGCUGAUGGCUCGCUGGUUUUCACCUAAUAAUCAUAGGCCACGUGUAUUGUUAGAAAAAGUUCAUCUGACUAAAGCCGUGGAUAAUGGUGAGCCAGUCCCUCAGAUAACUGGAUAUUUAUUUAAUACUUGUCCCUUAUUUCUUCUUGAUCCCCUAAGGAAUGAACAGAUUUCCUCUUGACAUGUACACACACACACACACACACCCCUGAUAACUCACCUCCUGGCAGCCUCCUGGGCCGGAAGAAGUGCGCCUUCCCAGAGGUGGCAAUUCCUAUUUCCCAUGAGCUGUGUGACUUUGUGGUGGCAGCUCAUCCUCCCCUCCACCUGGCAGCCCCUUGCUGGGAACACAGGCCUCUGGCCGUCCACAGACCUCAUGAAUAACUUGAUUAUUUUGUUUAUAAUUCAGACAAAAAAAUUGUUUUUGACCCAUAAUUCUUUCCCCUGCAAUUGAGUUUUGUAACCAUCUUAAUAAUAUACAUGUGAAAUGUGAAUAAUCAAAUGUGUAUGUCCGUUCUCAGCCUUUCCAUGUCUUUUUGAACUCCAUCUUAUACUUAGUAACACACAGUGCUUUGGUGUUCUUUCGCCAAGCACUUGUCACACGCUCCUCUUUUGGUUUUCUGUUGGUCUCUGUAAGGUUUGGGCCACAGGACGUGAAAGAGGUCUCCAUGUACAUAACUCUACACAGAUGUAUUAUUGCUAUAAAAAAAAUACGGUGCUGCCAGUGGCCCUGGGCUUUGGGAGGUGAUGGCUGAUUCCUGUCCCUGUCAUAGCAGAGCUGUGAAGUCUGCGGAGUGGGUUUUCCCUCCUGUGGGAUGUGUGCGGCUUGUGUCCUCAGCAUACUGUUUCAAAUGUGUACGUUUUUCAUGCUUGACACUUUCCACUUACUGAUCAAUGGAGUAUCGUGCUUGAUUUUAACAAAAUAAAUAACUGUGUCUUUGA
Messenger RNA from Cavia porcellus (domestic guinea pig), 7132 nucleotides. It is a transcript of the gene Shroom2, whose product is annotated as shroom family member 2. NCBI's taxonomy places the organism in Eukaryota, Metazoa, Chordata, Mammalia, Rodentia, Caviidae. Bases 203 to 4960 code for a protein of 1585 amino acids. Gene Ontology annotation, molecular function: actin filament binding. The record is from RefSeq and is a predicted model, not a curated record. The transcript has 10 exons. Gene Ontology annotation, biological process: actin filament organization. Gene Ontology annotation, cellular component: apical plasma membrane; cortical actin cytoskeleton; apical junction complex.